AUGGAGGUUUAGAGGUCAACAUGGCCGCUCAAGAAUCUGCAUGAAGCGUCUUUUGCGGAGUCUGGUACAAUACAGUAAGACCCCGCGUAUAAGAACCUAGAUUUUAAGAACAUGUUAGGCUAAAAUUUCAAACAGGUUCUUAUUUUAGUUUUAUCACUCUAAGAGUAGAAGCUAAAAAUUAUAAAUCAAAGAAAAUGAACUCUUCACAAAGUAGUGAAAAUGACCCAGAGUAUAUGAACACAUCAACAAAAAAUAACUGUAUCAACAACAAACGAAAAUGAAUCGCUUUUUCUUUAGAAAUUAAGAGCCUAUUUAUGAACUUGUUUAGCCUAAUUUCACGAUAAGCACCAUUUAUACAAGAACCUGUUUAGGCUGACUUGAAAAAUACAGGUUCUUAUAUACGCGGGGUCUUCCUGUAUGUAAAGAUUUGCCCCACAAAAGUAGUGAAAAUAGAACGUCGUUAAACGUCGACUCUCGUUAUUUCGAGUGCAAGCUGGUGUUUGAUGCGGAGUAAAUUCCUAAACUUUUAAUUGUUUUUAGAAAUUAUUAAUAUUAUUGACGGUGGUUGCUUUGCUGAUAAAGAAAACUAGUUGCACAUCUAAGCCAAUAAUUGCAACACUGGAUGCCAAGUGGCCAUCAACACCAAUAUUAUUAGAAUCAAGGUUAGUUAUAUUGAAUCGUAUAAAUGAUUAUACCUGGGGUACUGUAGCGAUGACGUCACAUCUAGGUUCCAGUUUCAUCCAUUGAACUAAAAAUAACUGGAACGCUACUUUCAGUAAAUUGCGCAUGCAAAUUUUGAAGCCAAAAUUUGACUCCCAUGAAGCCAGUUUUGACUCCCAGACACGCACUUCCACGCGUGUUUCUACUGCGCGAUUUACUCGCGAGACAAUGCAGGGGGCGCUCGAAGCAUGCCGUUUUGAACGUUUUCAUGGCAGGAUGCAAAUCGAAAGGGAAACGGGCCUUUUCAAUUUAAAACGGGCCUUUUAAAGCCUGUGUACGACCUUGUAGAAUUUAGCUUCAAAUUUCCGCUUGAACGUAGCGUUCCAGUUAUUUUUAGUUCAAUGGUUUCAUCCAUUAUCAGUGAGCUCCAUAGAUAUCUGGAGCGAUAACUCGUGUCCAAAAAGUGAAGCCAGCUUCGUGUUAACCGCGCAGACAAAAACAAUGGAAAGGGACUGGAACUGACGUUCUAUGGCACUUCAAUUUCCUCUAUCUUGGCGAGGAGUGUGCCGCAAUUUCGUAUUUUGACUUCGAUUCAAAGACUAAUGUUAUGAUUUCAUGAACUGAAAACUUAAUUAGCUAUAUGGUCUGUUAGAAAAAAAAAUAGAAUUAGCUGGGAAAAUGGUAUAAAAACCCAGGGGUUUUUUUCAGGGAAUUUUUAGGACCGUUAAACGGCCCCAAAAACUCAAUCUUGAAUUGAGUUUUGAAACUCAAUCUUCUCACCAAAAGAUUCAGUGCAGUAAAAAUGAACUUGUUUGAGUUAAAUUCGUGACAUGUGCAAAUUAGUUUUCAGUUGGAAACCUGACAAUCAAGAAAAAUGGGUGGAAUUCAUUUCACAACACAAGAAAAACAACGUAUUCGCCAUCUUUAACCAGUUUAUAGUUUCUGCUUAAACACAUUGCGUCUGAACUACACUUAUUGGAUACAGGAGUCAGCCUCUCGCAGCUGCCAGAGACCCCCAGUUGUUCAGCUAAACUCAUUCUUCUCUGCAAAAACGGACCCAAGAGAAAAUCCUGAAAAAACCCCUGAAAACCGUUUACGACCUUCAUAGCUAUUGGACGUCAAUGGCCGCCAUCUUGGCUUCACUUUUCUCAUAGGCCGAAUAGUGAACUCUAAUAAGACUGGAACAUUGAACUAGGCCGAAUGACUGAAGUUCUUGCUCCAGUAUAUAUAUAUAGAGCCCCCUGUCCAUUAUGUGCGCGGCACAAAUAUUGGCGAUGCUCUUUAUGUGUUAAUUUGUAAUGAUAAUUAAUGAUUAGAAUUUAGUAAUUUUACCAGCAUUUCUGUUCAUUCUAUUUUCACAGUGAAUAUUUAGCCAAAGAAGGAAAUGACAAAUUUUGGGAAUUUGUAGAAUUAACAAAAUCUUAUCACAAUUUCAAGACACAAUUAGGUAUGUAUGCCGUAAAUAAAGCUGUUAACACAUUCUAUUUAGAUUUUUUAUUGUUCAGUUGAAUCAUUGAAGUCUUUUAUAUUGUUGAUUCUUUAUUCUAGAAUCAUUACCAAGUUACUUAGAUGAAUUACUAAGAGGAAAUUAAGCUCCCCCAGCGAUGUUAUGUAUACAUGGGAUAAUUUUCAACGAUGAUUAUGCGUAGCGCAAUCAAAUUUGGUGUACUAUGACAUGCAUCACAAAUCGAUGUUGAAAAUCAUUCCGUGUUAAGGAUGAUUUACACCGCACAACUUUUGCCUAUAACUGUCGCAUUCAACCUGCUUUAUACAGCUUGAGUUGUACUGUGUAAAUCAAGCAUACAACUCGUCCACGUUGUCCCAGGUGAGUUGUGUGCUUGAUUUACACAGUACAACUCAAGCUGUUACACAGUACAACUCAAGACUGUGCAGCUGUUAUAGGUUGCAUGCGACAGUCAUGAGUUGUGAAGUGUAAAUCAGCCUUUACAAUGAGGAUAGUCUGCGUAUAGCAGCCGAUGUUUUUGGGGAGGACUUGCGGGCGGGAAAAUUAAGGCGGGAGAUCACCACACUGACGACAAUUUGUAUGAUCCAGAUGAAGAUCAGCACAGAGUUAUAAAUAGUUUGGAACAGUCUGCGUGAAGAUUAGUUUGUUCGCUAUAGACUUAUAGAAUUUUGUUUUGUUCAUUACGUGACUGCCCAAGAUAUGUCCGAUGAAGUUGAAAAUCUUUCGACGAAGACUUUCCCAGGGGCCCCUAUUACGUCAUAAUGUAAAACUGAAAAUGCGGUGUUUUACAGUAUAUUGCUCUUUAUUGCAUAUUAUCUGACACUAACGCAGCAAAGAUAUAUAUGCUUAGUUAAGCAAUCUUGGAUCAAACUGGGGCCCUGGGGCAAAGUGCCUACCCCCCCCCCCCGGCGGCCCUGCUUGUAAGGUAUUUUAAUUUCUAAUUCUAUCACAGCGUUGUCGUGCGUGAAAAGUUUGAAUUGUUACUCAAAUCUUAGAAUGCAUUAUGCAUGUCUUCCGUAACCGUAUAUUGCAGUCAAUAAAUCUAUGUAAUUAAGUAAUAUUAUUGCGGGAACCACUGAGCCGCAUUUUCAUGAAAUACACAGCAACGGUAACUCCGAAUAAAGACAACAUUUUUGAUUCAACGUUUCGACUUUAUUUAGUCAUCAUCAGGAAUGGAUAAUGUUACAUAGUAAUGCUAAUAUAUACAGAUAAGAUAGUUUGUAAUUUAAUAUCUUCUAGUAGAAACCAAUAGUUCUCGGGACGCUUUGAUGCCAUGGUUCAGUUCCGGUUUCUGCCUGUGAAUGGUCCACAACUCCACCAUCCUGGACAAGGCAAAACACUGGUCAGUGUUACUAUUCAAAGAAGCACUCGGUAUUCACAGGCAGAAACCGGAACUGAACCAUGGCAUCAAAGCGUCCCGAGAACUAUUGGUUUUCUACUAGUAGAUAUUAAAUUACUAACUCUCUGUAUAUAUUGGCAUUACUAUAUAACAUUAUCCAUUCCUGAUGAUGACUAAAUAAAGUCGAAACGUUGAAUAAAAAAAUGUUGUCUUUAUUCGGAGUUACCGUUGUUGUGUAUUUUAAGUAAUAUUAUGAUUUAUGUUAUUUUUGUUUCUAGAUCAAUACAACUUUAUCAUUGAAUCAGCUGGGAAGCUAUUAUCUCCAACCUUGCUUAAUUUAUUCAAGUUUUCAUUAUCUAUAAGAUAUUAUUCUCCUACUAUAGAAUUAUUUAAUCAGGUAUAGUGUGCUUUUAUACAUCUGUAGCUGGUAGUAAAGUACUGGGUCAGUUAUUCAAAAGCGGUUUAGCUGGUAGUAAAGUACUGGGUCAGUUAUUCAAAAGCGGUUUAGCUGGUAGUAAAGUACUGGGUCAGUUAUUCAAAAGCGGUUUAGCUGGUAGUAAAGUACUGGGUCAGUUGUUCAAAAGCGGUUUAGCUGGUAGUAAAGUACUGGGUCAGUUAUUCAAAAGCGGUUUAGCUGGUAGUAAAGUACUGGGUCAGUUAUUCAAAAGCGGUUUAGCUGGUAGUAAAGUACUGGGUCAGUUAUUCAAAAGCGGUUUAGCUGGUAGUAAAGUACUGGGUCAGUUAUUCAAAAGCGAUUUAGCUGGUAGUAAAGUACUGGGACAGUUGUUCAAAAGCGGUGUAGCUGGUAGUAAAGUACUGGGUCAGUUAUUCAAAAGCGGUGUGGCUUAAUCCUGGGUAGAACGUCAAAGCAAACUUUCGGACAGCUUGUAACUUGGAAACACUUUUCCAAAAAUCCCAUCUGGAUAAGUUGAAGUUUGAUUUUCUACAAUUUUGAAAUAAACGGACAUACAGUAGUAGUUACACAAACGAAAAUAGCGGGAUUAACCCAUGCAGGAUUAACGCUGAUUCUGCUUUAAAAAACCGGUCCUAUAGAGCAUUAGAGAAAUAGCAUGAAAAUUGGCCAGAGUUUCGUUAUUGGGAGGUAUAUUGCAUGAAUAAACAUACUUUUAUUGUGUAUAUCUCGUAUACGCCAGGAGCCGCUUGUGCAAGGGCGCCCUAGUUGUACGAAGGCCUGAUAUAGCGCCAUAUUCACAGGAUAGGGAUUUUUUCAACCGUUGUGUAAGGAUGCACUCGAAAAGCUAAAAACUGUACAGAUAUGGAUGGUAAAUAAAAAUAAUUCAAACUUUAAUUUAAAAAUACUAAAGUUUGCUUUAAUCUGGGUUAUACAAGACAAGACAUUAAAAGAAAAUUAAUUAGUACAAUAUAACUGCUUUUACGUACGUAUACAAGCAUGAGUAGUAUUGAAACAGGUACAAGCAAACUGUUACAACCAAAAAGUUGCUCAACAAGAAAGUUAGCAAUCAACGCACAAGUUGAAAAAAAUAGCUAUCGAGCCUUCGUUCAACCUGUCGAAGGGAAGAUGGCUGUGAAACUCAUUAGAAUAACCAGUGUUGAGUAAUGAGUAGAAAUUACAAUUACUUCUCCUAAAAAGUAAUUGAUUAGAUUACAAAUUACUUUACUAGAAAAAGUCACUAAUUAUCACGUACUAAUUACUUUUCAAAAAGUAAUUAAUUACCAAUUACUUUCAAAAUUACUUUUCAUUUUACUUUUUGUAUUUAAAUCAUGCUUACCGCUUUCGACCUUCACAACACUAAAUUGAGUAAAAUCAUUUCGCGCAAAAUUGGCGGGAAAUUGAAAAAGACAUAAUUUAACCAUAUCAAUACAUGAAAACUCACGCCGCGUAUCUCGCAUAUCGCAGGCUUAUUUGAAAGAUAUUUCAAUUUUGUAAACAUCGUAUUCGUAGUAGUUCACUAGCCUCCUCCGCAGGCAACUCUUGUGGCAUCCCAAAUGGUAAACUUUUGAAAAAUCCCCAUCAAAAAAGAGCAAUACUGUCGCGAACGGCGAAUUAAUGUUGUUUUGGCCGAGUAGUAAUAAAAUUAAGGGGAUUGGGUCGGGGGAAAGGCGGAUAAAGGGGGAUCUUGGGGGAUAAAAUUUCCGCCUUUCCCCCGACCCAAUCCCCUUAAUUUUAUUACUACUCGGCCAAAACAACAUUAAUUCGCCGUUCGCGACAGUAUUGCUCUUUUUUGAUGGGGAUUUUUCAAAAGAUUGCCAUUUGGGAUGCCACAAGAGUUGCCUGCGGAGGAGGCUAGUAGUUCACUAGUUCUUAAGGCAGGUAGCCUAGAAAAACGUUUUACUACUUUUUAGAUUAUGUGCAAUAAAUGUUGUGAGAGAUUGAAGUAAAAUUGAAAAGUAACGUGACGUUACUUUAAGAAAAUUUUACUCGUUUCCUUCAAAAUGUAAUUAAUUACGUUACAAAUUACUUCAGUAAAGAAAGUAAUUAAUUACCAUCUAUUGCCUAAUUAUUGCCUAAUGACCAAAAUUUUGAUCUCAACAAGUCUAGACAAAAUUUCACCACAGCUUGAAAGAGCAUCACAUGCAAAAUUAGUAAUAUUCCAAAGUUUCGUUGCGAAAUGUUGUAAAAUGCGGAUAAUAUAGCCAUGCGAAGUUUGCCGUUUUUCAGUCAUUUUGUAUUACGCACGGGAAAUUGAUACCGCUUUCUGAAAAAAGGUAUCAAUUUCCCGUGCGUAAUACAAAAUGACUGAAAAACGGCAAACUUCGCAGGGCUAUAUUAUCCGCAUUUUACAACAUUUCGCAACAAACUUCAGAAUAUUGCUAAUUUUGUGAUGCUCUAGAUCAAAAUUUUGUUUAUUAGGUAAUAGGUCAUUAAAACAUCCAGUUUAUACAUAACAUUGUUAUUGUUUCUCUGUUAGGUAUCUAAACAAUUAACUGUGCCACAAUGUGCAAUAUUUAUUGAAGUUAGUGCUCAAGUCACUUGUGAUUUAGACGAAGCAGUUAGAUGGAUCGACAGCAACCAAGAAAGGUGAUGUUCUUAACAUGACUACUGUUUUCAAUGCAUUAAAAAUAUUCGCGUAUAAAACGGCGUCCUGUGACUACUCUGUACUCAUGCAACUAUACUAUCGCGCAGUGCAACUAUGGCUUUUAAUAAGUGCAUAAUUCCUGCUUGAUGGGCUCCUGCACAUAUCUCUCCGUCAAUAUAGGGACAUUUAAACGAUGCCUUAGUUUAUCUUAUUUCCGAUUGUCCAUUCACCCCCCACCCCACACCCAACCCCAAAUAAAAUAAUAAACAACGUAACAUUUCUAGUUACAUAGUAAUCAAACGUAUUGUCAGUUUUGGACUUUGCAUGAACUAUAACUAUAUAUAUAUAUCGUAAACAUGUUAUUAUCUUAGAAAAGCCUCUUUUGGGGAAAGAUAAUAAAGUACAUAUAUAUGCAUGUGUGUAUAUGUACAUGAAAACUUAAAAUAAAGUUUGCAUUGUAACUUCUUAAACAUAAAAUUUUGCUUGAAGACAAAGUAGGCGAAAUUAGAACAAAUAAUAAGUUACGUUUUUGAGCUGAAUACCUUUUAUUUUUCCUUGAAUUUUCAGCUCCAAUAUUUACACCUACACCUUCGACCAUGUGUACCCAUCAAGUCACAAUAAUCCAGUCACUGCUAUAUUGUAUGGUGAAGUUGGUACAGCAACAUUCGGAGUGUUUCAUGAAAAACUGAAGGAACUUGCACGCUCGGGAAAGAUACGAUAUUUACUUCGACAUUAUGUUCAGGUGGGUAGAACUGAACAUAUUUUGUUACUUCCUGGAAAAUGUACUAACUUCCAUGCAGACCAAGGGUCGAAACGUCGAAGUUCUUUCCACAUUUUUCAGGUUAUUGUAUCAUACACACAUGUUACUAAUUUGUAUUCUUCGAUACCUGCCCAGGCACUCUAUGUGAGUAUAAUGGACGUUUCUUAAGAUAGUUUCACAACCUCGUCCCAGGCCUUGUUUCCUGCCGUUUUGCGCUAAACAACCGUUAAUAUUGUUUCCCUUAUUUCGGACUUUUUUGUUGUGUUGCUUAUUUUGCCAUGUGUUUUGUGCCAUAGCUUGUCUUAAUGUGCGAAAUACGGACAUGGACAAGAAUUGAGUUUUUUUUCGAACAAAACUUAAAACUAAGUUUAAUAUUUUUCGAAAGAAUGUCGCGAACUCUAUAGAUAAUGAAGAGAUUACAGCACAAUGCAGAAAAUUGAUUACAGCACAAUGGGAAACGUUUAUUGGUGAAUGAGUAGUAAAGUGAAAUAGACAUAGGGCGUUCCGACCUGCACAAACAUUACUAUAUCAAUAUGAUUGUAUGAUACCUGUGUGAAUGCUAAGAUACUUGCUGUAAAAGUAACACGAGAAGUGACAAGUUUACGUCUGCAACUGGGGUUCCAUUCCUGCAGUAUGCAGUUGUUUGAGGAUAAUUUCGCCCAGUUGUAUGUGAGAAGAAUGCUUCCUGUUUAGUGUACCAGGUACCGUUGGUUUAUCAAGUCACAUCUUUUUUCUCCUGUAGUGGCACAAUAUGGUACAGUAUAUCUCACACUAUAGGAAGAACAAUUUAGAACUGAUGCUGCUGGCACAUAUCACUUUCUUCGAUCCCAUUUUUAUUUCAGACGGUAUCGAAGGAUAAAGUACGUCUAUCUGGGUAUGGUGUAGAACUGGCUGUCAAGAACACGGAAUAUAAAGCAGUAGAUGACAGUAAGAUACAGAGUGGUGACGAUAAUACUGGGAAUAAAGAAAAUGAAGAGGAAAACGAUAUUGAUGGGUUUCUGUUUGGUAAAUUAAGGUACUUUACUUACAUGUAAAGAAUUAAACCCAAUAUGAUAUCUACUAGGACGUAGUUAGAAAGCAAAAUUUCGUAAUGGGAUACCUUUAAAAUAUUACCUUUAAAAUUCCUUAAAAACGGCACUAUUGAUGUUAUAAUGUUAAAAACUUUUAACUGUUCUUCAUCAAGUUAUUUAACACUGAGACAUAUGAUGUUUUUUAUGUUACUCUGGGUGUAUAUCUACACUGGGCAGGCUGAAAAGUUAGCCUGACCACGGUGGGAAUCGAACCCGCGACCUUUGGGAUACUAGUCCAAUGCUCUGCCAACUGAGCUACGAGGCCAAGUUUGUUCGAGUGUGGGGUAUUUCGGAACUAAGUCUAGUACCUUCGAUACCAAUGUGUUCUAUGACAAAAAUAUCAUGAUCAUAGAACACAUUGGUAUCGAAGGUACUAGAUUUAGUUCCAAAAUACCACACACUCGAACAGACUUAUCCUCGUAGCUCAGUUGGCAGAGCAUUGACCGUGGUCAGGCUAAAUUUUCAGCCUGCCCGGUGUGGAUAUGCACUCAGAGUAACAUCAAAAACAUUCUAUUCACCUGAGUACAUAACAUCAAAACACACACACAAAAAUAACUGAGACAUAUGUUACUCAUAUGUUGCUACUCAAUAACGUGGAAGUUAAUAAAGCAACUCUAGGUGUCGGUUAACCAGAACGAAAUACAUGAUUUGGAAGUUACCGACUCUCUGGGAAGAAAGAUCUUCACUCAAAACAAAGAGCAUUGUUCCUGACUGACGAGAACUGAAACCCAGAACGAACCCAGAGUUCCUUUUAUCCCAAGAUUGCAUCGAUAUAUCCCAAGAUUACAUCGAUAUAUCCCAAGAUUACAUCGAUAUAUCCCUAGAUUGCAUCGAUAUAUCCCAAGUUUUUGUUUGUUUUCCCAACAGAAAGUUACAUCCAGAUUUGAACGAGCAGCUAGAUCAACUGAAAUCUCAUUUGAAGGAAAAUUCCCAAGUGAUGGCCCCACUUAAAGUUUGGCAGUUACAAGGUAGGGUGUCUUGACCACCGUUACGGAUAACUUAAGAAACAAGAGAAAGAAUAUAGAAGUGCAUGAUGAUCAUGAUCGCAUAAACACCAGCUGUUCAGCUGACCAGAGUACCAGAGUUUUUCUUUGUAUUCAUCUCCAAACUCACCCAAAGAGAAUAAUACAUUGGUGCGCGGAAAUACCAGAUUUAUUUCGAGUGUUGAACAUGAUAUCUCACGAGUGAGCGCAGCGAACGAGUGAGAUAUCAUGUUCAACACGAGAAAUAAAUCUGGUAUUUCCAAGCACCCAUGUAUUUUUCUGUUUAUUAUAUAAACAAAAUUCAGUGAAAAACAAUAAAACGUCCGUGGCAAUGCGUUUUGCAACAAAUGAUAUAUUUUCACACGUAAAAAUAUGUAUUUUUUACGUGUGUUUAAAUACGAUUUUUCUCAGUGGCCAAAAACUCUAUAUAACACUUAUGUUUAUAUAAUAAAUUAAUUUAUUUGAUACAUGUACGAUACCAAUAUUGCUGCUUGGUUGUGUAAAGAUUUAUACACUACACAACUUUUGCCACAACAUAGGUGAGUUUUGUGCUUGAUUUAGACAGUACAACUCUAGUUGUGAGCGGGUUGCAUGCGCCAGCUUUAGGCAAAAGUUGUGUAGUGUAAAUCGUUGUUAAUAAUUAUCUAGAUCUUAGCUUUCAAUCUGCACAACGUGUAAUGUCAGCUGAUGGUGAUGCUGCUCUGGAUGUUCUUCAAGAUAUAAGUCAAAAUCUGCCAUCAAAAGCAAGGUAUGUCCAUUUCACGAUUUUUUCGACUGCACCGGAAUCGCAGGGCUGUAGGUUCGAUUCCUGCCACAUGACAUAUACAGUAGAUACAGUAGUUGCAUUUUUCGCAGCUUUUAGGUCUAAAAAGAUACAGUAUAAAAUUGUUCCGAAGGGAUAUGUAGAUGGAACUCCGAAAAAUGCAAAACUAUAGGUCCUCUGGAAGGAAUCGAGAACCUGCGACCCUGUGAUUCCAGUGCAGCGCUCUAACCAACUAAGCCAGAGAGUCCAGUUGUCGAGCUCUAACCACAAGUUCAUGUAUAUGUACUAAGGUGAUGCCAACGUAAGAUGAAUGGGCAGACACCAAGAUUUUGGAUUGUACCAGGAUAGUACCAGGAUAGUACCAGGAUUUUGGAUCGUACCAGGAUAGUACCGGGAUGUUGGAUGAUACUGAACCAAAAUCCUGGUGUUUACAGUAUAAAAUGUACAUUCAAAGUUGCAUUUGCAUAUGAGAAACUCUUCAACAUUAUUCAUGUACAUAGUAGCUACUUCUAUCUAAAUCAUUAGUCUAGUUGGAGUGAAGUUUCAUCAAGACCAAACUAUUUCAUGCAUCUAGUCAAGUUUCCCUCGAAUUCUUUGUGCAUGUGGCGAAUGCGGCCAAUCUGAUGAUCCAAUGGACAACUUGCAUGUUAGACUAAAUUUUAAUCUAAGUAAAGAGAAGGGAAUCAAACAACAGUUAAAAAGAGCAUAAUGAAAUUAGUAAAAUUGCAAAAUUUGGUUGCGAAAUGUUGUAAAAUACAGAAAAUAUAGCCUUGUGAGGUUUGCAUAUUUUCAGUAUAUUUGUAUUACGCGCGGAAAUCGUUACCAUUUUCGGCUCAAAAUGGUAACAAUCUCCGCACGUAAUACAAACGUACUGAACAUAUGCAAUCUUCGCAAGGCUAUAUUUUCUGUAUUUUACAACAUUUUCGUAAAUCAAAAAUUAGUCUAACAUGCAAGUUGUCUAUUUGAAACAGAACACAAAGAUAUUUUUAUGUUGUUCUUUAUAUUUAGCUUGUUUUUAUAAACAAGGUAACGUUCCUUCUUUCUUUCUUUAAAGAUCGUUGGUCAAGACCAAAGUUAGUGAAGAUAUGCGUAAGGAAAUACUAAGAAACCAACAGGUAAAUAUCUCGUUUCAAAAUUUGAUGUUGUAUGGUGACUUUUAAUAUUUCAAAGUCUUUGUCAAACCUGAAGUUGAAGUAUUAACUUGAAUGUUGUUGUCUUGUUUAAAUAGCUCGAAUCAUGAGUUUAUAAGAUAUUAAUAUUCGGAGUAUGUUUCAUCUAAUAUUUUGCGAAAUUGUCUGCUGGUAAAGGAGUAUGGUGGUAGAUAUGUGGUAAACGUAGUUCGGAGUGAUGCACUCGAGCAUUUAGUUUUGAAGGCCACAGAAAGCUACAUAGUAUUUAUUUCUGAUUUUUAUUCUACCCUAGGCAUUUCUGAAGUUUGACAUUAGUCCAGGUAGUACGGAGCUCUUUAUCAAUGGUCUGCAAAUAUCUGUUGAAGAUCUCAAUACCUUCAGGUAAAUGUCUUUAACAUGAUUUGCACUGUAAUGUGCAUGUAAUUUGGACCGUAGUAAAAAUUACAUUUUACUUUUUUAUUGCAUAUAUUACUACUUGAUAUUUCAUUUUCUAUUGUAGCUUACUCGAUCUUCUAAGAGAUGAAGGAAAAGUACUUGAUAGGCUAUCCAGUACUGGAGUUAAGGUGAGGAAUCUUGUCACUCUUUAUACCCGCAAAUUCUGGCCGCUCCAUAAUGUCUCUUAUCGACUCCCUUUCUGUUUCGUCUUCUCCUAUAUUACAUGCGAAUAUUCUCAGCCUUGUUCUCUUCACGUUCUCUGUAAUAACACCCCACAUCUUCUUUUUAUUUCAUAAUGUUUCUAACCAGCUCCUUCACCUCUUGAUACAUAUCAUCUCCAACUUAUUCCUCUAACGUUCGUUGGAAAGUUUAUUACUCCAAAUCUUCUUCUGAUCUUUCCACUCCUUGUCCUUCAGUAUAAUUCCUAGGAUCCAUUUCAACAUUCACACCUCCUCUCAUCAUGCCCUCUUCCCCUGCAUUGUCCCCUGCAUUGUCCCCUGCAUUGUCCAGCAUCGUUUAUAUAGUAGUUGUUAAUAUUAUACUAGUCGUCUAUUAGAAUGCUGUUGUUAGGGUUUGUAAUUCAAGUAUAUAUACAUUUUAAGACAGGUCAUUCAAGUCCACCUUAUCACAACCCGCACACCCGAUCACCUAUAUAUACAUGAACUUACGGUUACAGCUCAACAGCUGGCCUCUGUAGCUCAGUUGGUUAGAGCGCUUCACGGGAAUCGCAGGGCCGUAGGUUAAAUUCCUACCAGAGGACCUUGUGCUGCAUUUUUCGCAGUCGUUCCUGGUCAGGUCUUAAAAUGUAUAUAUAUAUUCACUUGGAUUACAAACCCUAAGAACAGCAUUCUAAUAAUAAUACCACCAAGUGAAGUGCAAGAAACCAGAUCAUUGAAGUCCACCUUAAUAUUAUACUGUAGUUCAGUAUUUGGCAUUUCUUGUCACACACGACUCCUGACUUUGAGGUGAAUGCUACUUAAUUUUAUUGUGAUCACUUUUUAUUGGUUCGUUUCUGUAGGGUGAAGAUUUAGCAAAUAUGUUGAUGAUGUCAGUUGAAACUGAUGAGGAAACUUAUGCGGUUGAUAUGAGACAUCAUUCUGUCAUUGUGAGUAAUGCGUUAAUAUGUACUACACUGCUACCUCAGGUGGUUUAACUGUCUGAUAUAUGUCUUGGUACUUUUACCAAUAUGAGACAUUCAGUCAUUGUAUGUACAACAUUAUAAUAUACUUGCAACCUCGUGUGGGAAGUUCGUGUGACAGUUACAAUUAACGCGCUUUCUGAGUAUAGGUACGAUAUUAUACUUAGGAUGGGGUGACCACCCUGCACUUGUUAUCUCGCGUAUAAAUAUAGUUUGAUUACUUUUUCUUCCCCUACCAAAAACUAACCCUUUGGUCUUACUUGUCGAGUUGUGGUUUACUUUUAUCAUGAGCCUCUGCCUCAGGUGUAUUGAGCAACCACAUAAUUAAAAAGAACAUCGUACAUUAUAUGUCAGUAAUUUGAGUUACGCUAAUAAACUUUACAUGCACACUGCAAUUUAUCAGGCUUAUUUCUGGUUUUCCGAAAUGUUAAAAGACACAUUUAAUGUCAGUUGUUGAUAUCGUCGGAUGACAUUUAUAACAUUUUUUCAAAUAUCAGUUUAUUUGGAAUUUGAAAUCAGCCCUACAAAUCGGAAGAGGGACCACGGCCGCUAGAAAAAAUCUAUUUAUGACCUAAUAUAUAUUUUUUCUUGUAGUUUGUCAAUGAUCUCGAACGUGAUGCGCAGUAUCGCGACUGGCCAUCUUCAGUUACUGAGGUUAGUUUUGCCACAAUGGUCGUUUUAAAUAGUACUUCAAAAAUCAUUAAUAAUUCAUGAGGGAAACAUAAAGAAAAAUCAUAAGCGCGUCGUAUCUUUAUAUGUGAUAGAGAUUUCCCUUGAUUUACAUAAACUUUAACUUUGAUUUUCUCGACAAACACAACGUAUUUUUUGAAAAUUACUUCGCCAAUGAACUUACCAGAUCGAUCGUUUUUUAAGCAAUUUAAAACAUUCGCAAUGCGUGUUUUAUCAGACCUAAAGAUGCUCGGCUUCGCCUCGUAUUUUUAUAUCUGAUAAAACACUGCCGCUCAUGCUUUAAGUAGUAAAAAGGGGUACCAGCCGACAGUUUUAAAAGAUACAAUUAUAAUUAUAUGUAUAAUUAUACAAAACAAAGUCCUAAAAUGAACAUCUUGAGAAAAACAUGGAUUAAAAUGAGAUUAUAUAGGCACGAGUUUGUUUGUGUACAGUUUGGUUUGUGUUUGUAGUCUUGUUUUAAUACUUGUGAAACUCAUUAAUGAUGAAGAAAAUACAAACGAAAUCAUGUCCGUGAAGGAGUUUUUUUAAAUUUUUUAUUUAAACAUAUUUUUAAUUUGUUUAAACAAACAAAGUUUGCCCCAAGAGCGCGUACGCUCAUCUAGGGGGCUCACUUCUUACAAUUGCAAAAUGUUUAAAUAACAUGCCAGUAUAUAAGGAAAAGAUAAAGAACUGACGGAAGUCAAGAAUCGUGCAAAUGAAAACGUUUUGUUUCAUUUAUAUAAGACUGAACAAGAGAAAAUAACUCUCUGUUUGAUUCUAAUGAUAAUGAAGAUGAUCCAUGCAAAAACAUUUCGACAAUUUGAUCGUCGUUCAUUCUUGACCAAUCGUCAGCGAACAUCUGAGCAGCAGAGGAGAGCAGUUUCUGUCUUUGGGCAGCAAAAAUUGGACAACGAAGAAAAUAAUGUUUUAUAGUUUCAGUAUGAAAACCACACGUACAAACUGGGGAUACUUUACAUCCUAUUUUAAAGAGAUAAGAAUUUAAUGCACAAGCACCUAAGCGCAGGCGAGUGUGAUAAACGGAAGAAAAUCUAUCAUUAGAUAAAUUAUAAAUAACAUUUGAAACAGGUAAGUCAAAAAUGGUAACUAAAGCUAGCGUUUUUAGUGUGAAGUUUCACUUCACACUAUUGUGAUGGCUGGCGAAUUCACACGAAUCAGUCAGUCAGGGAGUAAACUUUCCGGGGGGUGUAUACGAUUUAUGUUCGUAGUGAUUUAUUGUACUUAGUCAGUACUUUGAAGGUUAUUUAGGCAAUUUCAGUUAACUUAUUUACAUAUUCUGUUAUCCUUUUGCCAAGUUCACAAAAAUUUCGAGGAAUCGCUUUCGUUAUUGUAUUUUUUUGUAAAUUUUAGAACAUUCGCUUCUCAUGUUGUGUAACGGAUCUUUACCCCGGAACACCCGAUUUUUUCUUUAGUAGCGCAAAUGCGCAUGCGCUAUCAAGCCGUAGAUCACGAUGGCGUGACGAUAUGCUAGGAAGGGGUGACAGUGUUGUUUUCAGAUGUAUAAAGAUUUCAGACGUGAAUAUUGAGUAAAUCUUUGAAAAUCUACGCAAUAUAUAAAUUGAACUUAUGCAUUACGGGCGUUCAAUUAAGUGCCGAUAAUAUUUAGACGGUAUAUUCAUUAUACAGAGCUAGGAAGGAGCUAGACCGCCUAGACAGUGCAGUCAAGUGUGUAAACAUUUCAGACGUAAAUAUUGAGUCGAAUAUCUUGAUUCUAGGCAUUCAUUUAAGUGCCGAUAUUAUUUUCACGGUAUUCUCAUUAUACAGGGGUACAGUACGUAGGCAGAAGCGAGACAGUGUUGUUUUCAAGUAUAUAAAGAUUUCAGACAUGAAUAUUGAGUAAAUCUUUGAGAUUCUACGCAAUAAUAGUAAUACAAUAUAUAAAUUGAUGUUAUGCAUUACCGUCGAUAUUAUUUAGACCGUGUAUUCAUUAUACAUUCUCAUUGACUGUAUAAGGUGCUACAUCACAGAAUAGAUGGCUAUACUCAUGCAGUACAAAGAGCGAAAAAUUGCAUCAGAUUUGUAUCAGAUCAAUAAAGCAUAAACAACUAUUAAACAGAAGCGGGUAAACGUUUGUACGGCGUUUACGAAGAAAAAAACUUACGAGACUAAAGGAAUCAGUUGAGUCAGAGCUUGUUGUAUAAAUAAGAAAGACGAGGAGAUAGCCAACGUGUUUAGGUGUUAUCGCCAACAUGUUAUCGCUAAUCGCUUAAUUGGCUCGCCAACAAGCUUUAUGCAAUAGAAGAAAAAAGCAAGGAGGUACAUGUAGCCAACGUGUACAUUCACGGACCUUGUCUUUGUUUACUGUCUAGUGUCUAGCACAACGCCGUUGUCAACGGUGCAAACUCGUAUUCAGUGCAACGAUAACUCUACCAGAUCUUACGAGAAUCAAUCUGUAGUAUUCUGUACACAGAACUGUAUCAAAGCUUGUCAAAAAUGUUUUAAAAACACUGCUAUAACUGUGAAACUAUUGAAAUCUAAAGUGAUAUUUAUACUCAACACAUGCGAAAAGCUGAAAAUAGACACGCGUCACACUGGGAAAAGUCAAAGGUCAAUGAAACUUGUUAUUGUGAAACAUGUCACAAUUAAGUUAAAAUGCGGAGGCGGAUGGAGCGGAUCCACGGAACGGAUAUGCGGAUAACAAACGGAACGGAUGAGGAUAAAAUGCGUCUUUUAAUGAUGUAACAACGUAGUGCUUAUUAUUCAUAACAUAUCUUAUACAUCUAUUUCAAUUACAGUUUAUUAGAUAAAUUUAGCAUAGCAGUAGCCUCGUGGGGAUGCUUUCAGCGACAGCUGCAAAUGCAAAUGAAAAUUUAGAAUAUGCAAAAUUUGGUUGUUGGUGACACAAUAAAUAGAUGAAUUGCAUCAGUUUCACAAGGCACGUUCUGAUGUGUUUGUUUCAAACUUCACGCUACUCGUAUGCCGAGCGUAUUAAAAGCAAUAAAUAAUGAGAUGAAAUGCCUUUGGUAACAGUUUAUUUCGUAGUGUAAGCCAUCAAGCUUUUCUAGGUUGUCGGCGACCCUAUAUAGUUCUUGCAGUGCCUUUUUAAAUUUGAAACUUCACACUAUCCUUGGAUCCCUAGUUAAAGAAAUCGAGUGAAACUAGCGAACGCGUCUCAGUAUUUAUACUAUUCCACAGUCUUGCAGCAGAUGGGAAAAAGGAUCCUUUAUAACGUCCAGUGCGACUAUUAAAAAGAAAAAAGUCCGAAACUGUUCUUAAAGAAUAGUUUGUUCUUUCGUAGACUUGUAAAGGAAGUAAUUCUUUAAGACAAGUUGGACUCAAGUUAUUUACAAUCUUAUAAUAUAAAAUAAGCUUAUGGAUUUUUCUUCUAGUAGACAUACUUUCCCAUCCCACUUCUUGCAUGAGACGAUGUUCACUAGUUCCUUUUAUUGCCCCGCUUACAAUCUUAGCUGCCUCAUAUUGUACAUGUUCGAAUAAAUCACAAUCACUGGCUAUGCCGUUGUCCCACAAUACGUCCGCAUACUCCAUAAUAGGACGAAUAAGUGAUUUAUAUAGUUUGCCUAGAGUGUCUCUGCUCACUUUAAAGUUCAGGCCUUUUAACAUAUUUAACUUUUUAUUAGCAUUUUCAAAAAUAUUUACAAUAUGGGCUUUUCAUGCAGGAGAGGUUUGCUGUGAGUUUAACGCCAAGAUGAGUGUGUUGCGAGACUUCACAAAUUUUCUCGUUUGCAAAAUAAAGAUCAGGAUGGGGUGCAUGGUUUAAGUCUUAUAACUGAAAAAGUCAUGCAUUCAGUCUUCUUUGUAGCAAGCCAUCGUUUUGCCCAUUUUUCUAUUUCUAUAAGAUCAUUAUUCAAUUUUGUUGAAGACGUGUCUGGAUUGUCAACAAUAUCAUACAAAGAAGUGUCGUCAGCAUAUAAUAAAGAAUAGGAUUCAAGAUUUUCGGUGAUAUCGUUUAUAUAAAUAAAAAAAAGCAAUGGGCCAAGUACGGACCCCUAAUAACUUUCAAACCAACUCAAUAAAGGGCCCCCGACACCAAUUAAUUGAAGCUUGUGUAAAAGACCCUUGUGCCAAACUCUGUCAAACGCUUUACUAAUGCCAAUGAAAACCAUUCUUACUUCUUUGCCUUGCUCAAAUGCCUCGUGGAUCUUAUGUACUAAAUAUACUAGUUGAUUUACUGUCGAAUCACCUGGCCGAUAGCCUGAUUGCAAUGGGUUUAAAAAUUUAAUAUCCAACAAAAAAUUAUAAAGUCUUGUAAAAACGACUCUUUCAAUUAUUUUAGAUAAUGAAUCUAACAAUGAAAUCGGCCUAUAAUUCAACUUUGACUCACGAUCUACUUUAGUUUUAAAUAAUGGAAUAACAUUUGCUGCUUUCCACUGCUCAGGGAAAACUCCUGACGACAGUGAAAGGUUAACUAAAUGCGUAAAAGCACUGGUUAUACCAUUUGCACAAAUCUUAAUAAUUCUAUUGCUUAUACCAUCUGGACCACAUGCUUUACUAAUAUCUUCUACACGUAAGAGGCUAUUUAUUUCAUAUUCAGUAGCAAUCACGUUUGACAAAAUGACAGAAGACUGAAAAGGAAUAGUCGCAGCACUAUCAUCAAUGGUACUCUGACUACAAAAAUAAUCAUUCAAUACUUCAGCUUUCUCUUUAGCAUCGCUGAUUAUGUUUGGACCUUUCAUGAGCGUUGGGACCGUUUCGCGCUUGUUUUGCCGAUAUAAAGAUUUAACAAUCCCCCACCAUUUUUUUGAGCCCACCUCGGGUUCCUGAAGCUUAUUAUUUAAUUUGCAUAGUAAUGUGCUUUAUUUGAUCUUAUUAAUGUUGUGGUAUAAUUUCUUUCUACUCUAUUUUUCCCAAGAUGCCGAUGUUUUUAGUCUAGAAUAUUUUUUUAGCAGUCUGUUUCGCUUCCUAAUAGCUUUUCUGACCUUACUGCAUGUUGAUCCCUGGUUUAUCGUGUGGGCGGAUAACUACCGUUUUUCUAUGAAUAUGUUUCAACAAUUUGUUGAAAAAUUAAAAACCAAUUAUUAUAUAAAAUGUUUACAUUAUUACUAAACAAUUGAUACAGAGACAUCUGAUACAGAGUCAUGCAUGUGCAUUUACAUAAACUUUAAGUUGAAUUUUCUCACCAAAUGUCAUUUAUUUAUUUCAAAGUGUUGAAGAAUACGAAUCAUCAAGACGUUUCGCUUGAGUUUGUAUACCCGAUACAACACAGCCGCUCGUGUUGUAAAUAUAGUACAUGUCUUGGGUUUCUCAUGAUGUUCGUUUUUGGACUUUGUUCUCUAUACGUUCACGUCAGUGCAUGGUUGUUAAAUAUUGCAAUUCCCGUGUCAUUUUUCGUUGGAUUUUCGUAUUUAGUUGUUGCGUCCAACAUUCAUGGGCAUGCUGAGAUACAUUGCAAAGAAUAUAUUCAAUUUGGUAAGUCAUGCACUACUACUUCGUAUAUUUUUGAACUUCACAUGUACACUUUACAAUACUGCGAAGAAGACUGCGUUUUCAUUAUUUAUAAUUGUACUGCAAAAUCUGUUCCCGACCAGUGCUUUUCAAAACCACAUUAACAAUAAAAAAGGAAAAGCCUGAAAAGCGAUUGUUAAAGCUCAGCUUCUUAACUGAUUAAACAGCUAUGUUUUUAAAGAAAAUAUUGUCACUCGUCCCUAGUAUGUAUACCAAAACGUUUGAAAAUAUUGUGAGAGGAAAAGUCUGUGAUGUCAUUCUGUUCCAGGUACUCUGUGUUGAUCCUGUGGCGUCUACAACUGCUGAACUUAUCAGCAUUGCUGAUGAAAUGAUUCAAAACCAAAUGCCAAUCAGGUACGUCAAUUUGCUUGCAUUAAUCACAAACUUCAAGAUAUCAACGUUUGGACUUCGAGGCUCACACAACUGCAGUAGUCCUGAAUUUGUUGGCUCAUAAGUAAAACUGAGAAAUGUAGGUUUUUUUUCUUGGUCCUAUCACAAUGCCGGACGCGUCGCGAAAUAUUGGGUGGGCGAAUUUAGGUUGAUAACGUAUGACCACCUUUGGUAGCUUCAUAUCUUAGUUAUUUAAACUUUUUAUGCCUUAACGUUCAUGCAAUAUAUAAUUUAAUAUAUAUUUAUGAUUUAACAAAUAUAAAACAUUUUCUGUGUUGAUAUACAGUUAAACUUAUCAACACGAGUGGAAAGUGAGAAAACGAGAAAUUGUGUGGAAACACGACGCCCGAAGGACGGAGUGUUUUCGCGCAAUUUCUCGUUUUCCCAAUUUCCACGAGUGUUGAUAUAUAUAGGUUAUCGCUCGUGACAAUUGUGAUAUCAUCCCUCGAGCGAUAAAACUGAUAUCACCUCAUCCCUUAUAUGAUAACCUAUAUAUAUCAAUACGGAAAAAAGGUUUUAUAUUUGUUAUAUAAUAUAGCAUAAAGAAGCACAAAGAAAGAAAUUUUCCGACGUUUCCGUGUUGACAUUGAGUUAUAUCAACACGGGUCUUAGCCAAUCAGCGUUCAGAAUUUACAAAUGCUAUAUUAUAAUUGUUAAAUGUAACUUAUCAAUGCUUUGAUGGUUGAAAAGUUAUUGUUAAAGCUUUGUUAUACACAGUUAUUGCGUUACCAUCAAAGACUUUCAAAAAUUAUUGGGAUGGAGGGAGUGGCGGUUUCCCCACUUGUCCCCUAGUGUCCGCCACUAUCCUGUCAGUGUAAACAUUUGUGACGUUGAUUAACGUGAUGGUUGCUGACAUUCAUCAAUGAAACCUGAUCAAGUGUAAUUAUACAUAUAUUACAUUUCUUCAGGUUUGGUCUAGUUGUAGUCACUGAAACAGACGAUAAUGUUGAUGGAAGAACGGAUGCUGCUGUUGGCAUUGCUCGAGCAUUUUAUUUUAUUAAUAAUGAUGAUGGUCCUGAUGCCGCAUUCGCAUUUGUAACCAGGGUAUAGUAACACUUAUCUCGAUUUACUUUGUCCUUGAAGAAGUUUCUUACAUUGCAAAAUUCUUGUUUAUUCAAACUUUCUAUGGCAUUUGCAUGAUUAAAAUAGCGAAUUAUGCACGGUUGCGGGAGUUAAUCCAGUGUAAUUGAUAAUAAUAAAAGUUUGUAAGUACCCAGCCUGAAGGCCGUUUACCAUCGUCGCUUUGCCUUCUCUCGAUGAACCUGGUUGAAUGUACGAUGUAGGUUUCCACCAUGAUAGUCUUUGCCCCGCUUCAUGUUCGCGGACACAUCGUGAAAGAUUGAAAGUUGUCCUAUAUUCACGUUAGUCCCGCAGACGUACAAGAAAGAGGACUUCGAUCGAUCACUCCUGGAUCACCCAUCCUGUGCGAGCGAUGCGAUCGUAGUAAAACUUGCACCAUAAUUAUAGUAAAAACAUGGUGGCCUCGGUUUCUUUUGUUUCAACCGGGACGUUUAAUCACGUAUUUCCCUCAUUACCCAUGCAUACGCUUUUGUCUUCUAAAUUUCCCCGGGAAACGGGGAUAUUUAGUUGAAAACAAAGGAUUUCUUUGUCUUCUAAUUUUCCCCUGCAUGUUUGAUGAGGGAUAUUUUAUUUAGAAGACAAAAGCAUACCUCAUUACCUCUGAUUGGAGAGCUGUACCUCAUCGAAAAUCAUCGGCACAACUAUGGACAGUAUCUGACGACACCGUCCCGUACACAUUCGAACAAUCACUUUGCCAGCUUUUAUUCCGCAAUCUUGAACAUUAUUUUCACAUUGGUACUACCAACACUGGUACAGACAGUUUUACUAAAAAGAAUGAACACGGAGAUGUGUUUCUGCGCGUGCGUACAUAUGAAAAGUGUUCUUACCACAAUCAUAAGACAAUCAAACAGCAUUCAAAACAGGCAACAUAACACGCGCAAUUCCCUCGGCUACCAUGUAUUUACAAACUAAACGCAUGCUUUGAGGGAAAUUAGUGAUUAAAUGUCCACGCAAACCUCGGGAGGUUUAGUAAAAGUCCCUCGGAGGUUUAGUAAAAGUCCCUAAAUGUCCCCACAAACCUCGGGAGGUUUACUAAACCUCCCUCGGUUUGCGGGGACAUUUAAUCACUAAUUUCCCUCAAAGCAUGCGUUUACUUAUAAUAAACGGUUAUCCUCUGAUAGUCUUUUAAUACCCCUAAUUUUAAGUUGCUUAUGCGAGAUGAAGGAAGUGAACAUAGACGGGAGUGUGAUCAUGCUAUAACAAGAGAAUGGUGGUUGGAUUCGUAUAAAAGUCCCAACAAAUAGCGGAGCCACACAGAGAGUUGGAGGAGUCUGGGGCAACGUAAACUUCUCUCUCUGUUUUUCGCUACUUGGGAGGGCCUCCCUUUGGACAUUUUCUUGGUCAAAAUCUGAUCAUUCCAAUUAUAUAUAGUUCAUUUAUAACAUUCUGUAUUUCAGUUGUACGCCAACAGCGAUGGUAUCCCUACAGCAGAUGAAGUAUAUACUCAGUUUAAGAAACAAUAUAGUCAAGAAGAAGCUGACGACAUAUUAGGACCAAAUACUGACCAUGAUGAUUUGAGAAAGGUUGGUUCACUCGGUGUCUGGGGAAGGAAGCACGUCUAUCAACUGGGCAUGCAGGGGAACUCACCAAGGUUAAACUUGAAAUAACCUAAUUAAAGUUUCAAUAAACUAUAGCAGAUAUUGAAACUUUUAUCUGUUGAACAUGGAUUGCUGGUACUAGCUAUUCUGGAAAAGUGUAACAACAGUUUGGUUAUAGUAAUGAAAGUGAUGUAUUUUUGGAUUGCUACAGGUGAUUUAAGGCUGAUGUCCACUGUUGCGUUUUUCAUACGUAUGUAUAUACGCACGUAAAACUUUAAACCAUUUAAAUGUUACUUAUGUUAUUAUUAGCAUGACAAAAUUACUGGAUGCUGAUUGGUUGAGAGAAGGACAAUUAUUUCAUUAAUUGUACUGCAGUACAAUUAAUGAUUUUCCCAAAACAAACAAAAUGGCGGAAAGGUAUUUAAACACAAAUGAAAUUGCCCUAGAAGAACUUAAAGCAAAAGAACUAAAUGAAAAUAUGAACAAAAGCUCCAAAUUUUGGUUGAAAGUCUGUCAGGACUGGGCUUUGGCGAGACAAUAUGAUGUUGACAUUGAGUAUUGUCCAAUUUUGUCAUGCUAAUAAACAAGUAAUCAUUGUACUCGCCGUCGCAUGAUUACCUAUACAAAUAACCAAAUAAAUAAAGCAACAGAAUUUAGUGUUCCGCAAGUUUUAGUAUGCAUUUGUUAACUUAUUUGUAAAUAUUUAAAAAACUAGACGGAUUCCAAGUUUUACGUGCGUGUACAUGCGUACGAAAACGCAACAGUGGAAAUCAGCCUUUACACCAAAUAGUUGAAUUCAGUAGUUUUUUUUGUCUGUAACGAUCCCAUAACGUAUCACUAUCGUGUGUUUUCUGUUCUUUUUUAAAGCCACGUACAGAUAAUUAUAACACUUUGUAUUAUUCUGAUUAUUCUGUGCUUUCGUUAACUUAAUUGAGGACUAUGAAAUAACUAGUAACUAAUUUUAUGUAGUAUUUUUUUUUCAUUUAGAUCUUCGAUAAAUGUCUUUAUUCUUUAUUAUAGUCUGCGAAACUUUUCUUUGAUCGUAUUGGACUGCGACAGCUUCCACAAGUUAUCAUGAAUGGCGUUCCUCUGGAUACUGAAGAGGUAGUAAUUGAGAGGUUCACAUUUGACUAUCGCUACCAUUAAUGGACUAUUAGCCAAUCAGAUCCGUUUGAUUAUCCGAUUAAGAGGUAGCGGAAGUCAAAUCUGAACAUCUUUAUAGAUAUAGGAAAGUACGGAUGACAGAUGCAGCUACCACGCUGCUCUUUACUAUUGAGUUAUGUCUGCUACUGCAUGUAGAGAAGGGCAUUACCUUCUACAUACCCUUCUAGAAUUAGUUAUAUCGAGUGAGAUGCCCGCAAAUCCUGAUAUUUACCCAUACACCUUACCAUGGCAUCACCUUAGUAAAUAUACUUGAACUUGUGGUUAGAGCUCGACAACCAAUUCUGUGCCUGAGUUGGUUCGAGCACUGCACCGGAAUCGCAUUGAGUCGCAGGUUCGAUUCCUGCCAGGAGACCUUCGCAACUGCUCCUGGUUAGGUCUAAUAAAUGUAUAAAAAUUCACAUUCGAAAUUCCCAGCUACAAAACCCUUCUACAAUGGACGACUUGCGCUUUAGACUAAAUUUUAAUCUAAGUAAGAACAACGAAAUCUAUCACCACAGCUAGAAAGAGCGUCUUGGAAUUAGUAAUAUUACAAAGUUUGGUUGCGAAAUGUUGUAAAUACGGAAAAUAUAGCCCUUCAAAGUUGGCAAAUUUGUAUACUUUUGUAUUACGUGCGUGAAUUGGUAACUAAAUUAGUUACCAAUUUCCGCACGUAAUAGAAAUGUAUACAAAUUUGUCAACUUCGCAGGGCUAUAUUUUCCGUAUUUUACAACAUUUCGCAACCAAACUUUGCAGUUUUUCUAAUUUUGAUAACUUCUUUCCGAAAAUAUCCUUUGUUAUUCCCAGAUUAAAAGUCGUCCAUUGGGGGACUACCAUCUACAGACGUGAUCUGCUUGCAUGUCAGUACAGUUGUGGUUGGUUUGAGGGUUUUCCUCCAGGGGCCGGUUGUUCAAAGGUGGAUUAGCGCUAACCGUGGGUUAAAACUUAACCUGCUGUUCUGGUUUGUAUAUUUCUGCACGUCUGUUUAUUUCAAAACGUCAGAGAAGUAAACUCCUAUCGAUCCAGACAAGAUAUCUGAAGAAAUAUUUCCAAAUUUAUAAACAAGCUGUCAGGAUGUUUGCUUUGAAUUUUAGGUUAACCUAGGGUUAAGCUAAUCUAGCUUUGAACAACUGGCCCAGGUCUUUACUUUCCUACCCACAAACUAAACCUUAAGGCCCGUUCACAUUUUAAAUUUUUAUUGCGAUUUUGGGUGCGAUUUUCUUCUCCUGAUGUAUGUGAACGAGUGAAUGAGUUAGGAAUGUUUAGAUGAGAGUACAUAUACUUAGAGCAUUCGUAACUUAUUUACUCGUUCACAUCCAUCAGAAGAAGAAAAUCGCAGCAAAAAUUGCAAGGCCUUUAGACCUCAGCUGUCGAGCACAUGUAUCAUGAACCUCUGGCUUGGUCUGGCCAGCAUCCUGUGGAAACAUUUAAUAUACUAUACGAAAGAUUCAUUCUACUCCGUUAAAUCUUGUUUCAUUUGCGUAGACGUGUAGCUAGUGCGUAGGCCCGUAAGUUGAACCAACGAUAUUGGAGUUUCUUCGCCUGGCAAGAAGUAUUUAAACAUGGUAUAGAAACCUGGAAACAAACCCAUGGUGUUGCUUCCCUAAUUUUAUAAAUUUUCAUUUUCUUGCGAUAAUUGUGUUUGUUUCACGUUUCUACUAGAUCAGUAUAGUUGAAGAAAUGAUUGGCAGAGAAAUCAUGAUACAAACAGGACCGUUACAACAAGCUGUAUACACGGUAUGUUAUAUUACUGGUUUGCAAAGUACAAUUAUAAAGGCCCAUACAGACUGGACGCGAUUCGACAACGCGACGCGAAUUUUCAGUUUUUAAAAACAAAUAAAACCGUCAACGGAUAAAAAAUUUACAAGAUAUGCAGACCAAAUAGCUAAACUUGCUUAAGUGGUUCCGAAUAUUUGAAAAACAUAGAAAAAUAUUGAAGUUAAAUGUCAUUGAAAAUUCGCGUCGCGUUGCCAAAUCGCGUCCGGUCUGUGUGGGCUUUAACAGCGUUAAAAACUUAAUUAAGUUAUUUUAUUGCAACAAUUCUCAGGGUCUUAAAUUAUCGGCCGCUAAUUUUUGGGCCUUCACAACUGCUUUUUCGUACGACAAUUUGUCAUUUGUUGGCCUGAUUUCGCCUACUUUAAUUCUUUCACUCAUCAUAAGAAUCAACUCACCAACUCGAUACAAAGGUUUGUAACAAGUUAAUGUCGUGCGUUUAAGAUUGCAUUGUGUUGACGAUACGCAUAAAUUAUUAUAGGUAGACCGACGAUCGUCUACUGUAAUUAAAUCGCAACCGAAAUGCAACGCAACCGCCAUUUCACGGCUGCAACCGUAUUUUCGCAACAUUGUAGCAAACAGAAAAAGUUUAAGACCACUUAACAUUUUAGUAAAAUGUAUUUAACUAUCAGCUCAAUUCACAUCAACUUUUUAAUGUUUGAGAACCAGAAAUUGAAGAGAACGCUUAAGUAAGAGUAUAUGAGUAGAGAUUCUGCGCCAUUUUUACUUUCGCACGAUACUUUGGUAUUUGUAUUGAAGUAAGAAAGCUUCGGAUUAAUACAACUACGUGUAAAAUACAUGUACUCUUACCGCUGUGUUUUAAUUGUAGAGCCAACUUCGAGAUGAUAUGGAUGUCUAUAAAUAUAUCAUGGAGAAACCUAAUGUUGUUAAACGUCUAAAUACUAUCAUCCAGGAUUCUACAAAACCUCGUAUUGAUCUUGUUGGUAGAUCAUGGUCAGGUAGAUAAGUGUUUUCGUAUUGGGAUAUAUCAUCCCUGUUUUCGGGACGUCUCGCCUUUACUGAGAUACUUUUAAUGUGCAGAAAUAAGUAAUGGUUAUGAACUCGACGAAAUUGCCUACGGUCGCAUCUAUCAGGAUGAACAGCCGCAGAUAAAACGUUGCAACACUUACUUGAAACAUACACAUGUAAAACGCGCAAGUUGUUACAGAUCUCAACAAACAAGUUGUAACAAGGUUGUUGUCAAGCAGAUAUCAGGAUGUGUUUGCACUGCUUGUUCUCAGUUGUUGUGACAAGUCUGCAACAAGUUGUUAUCACCUUGUUACAAUAUUGUAUUGUCUGUGCCAAUAACAUUCACAAGCUUUCGUUGGUAGGGAGGCAACUACCUGAAAAAUAUAAGGAGAAUUUCGACGUUUCGAGCGAAUGCCCUUCGUCUGGAGUUACUAGCGGGGGUCGGGAAAAUUAUAUCAGCUUUUAUACUAAAAAUAUAAAAGCGAUCACGUGACAAAAAAUAAAGUCAUCAUAAAAAAUGUCUCCCAUUAGUCGAGACGUUUCGGUAACAGGCUUUUCUACUAAUACAACGUCUUUCUCGUGCAUUUUGACGCAUGCAAUAACCAAUUUAUAUUUUGGUUUAAUAUAGGCGACCUUCCAACUACAGCUGAAGACGCAAAAGCUCUAGGAAAUGAUCAUCUUGUUGAUAUUGUCGGUAGAAAUAUGAAAUAUUUUAUUGGAAAAAAUGGUACGUGUUUCCAACUGUAAGACUGUCUUUUGUGUGAUCUAACAUUAAUCAAGUAAACUUAAAUAAGGAUUUUCUGAUGCUUGACAAACAACGCCCUCUAUAGCUGUGGAUGAGAAGCACUAAUCCAUCGCAAAAUAACGGGGGGGGGGGGUAUUCCUAGUGAUCGGUCUAUCUAGAAAGAGACAACACCGUUAACACUGUUGGCGCCAGCUGAUCUUUAAAAAAAUUGGUAAAUAUUCUAUUUUUCUAAUUAGCCUCUCUCACGGCCGAUUUUUCCGCCAUUUUUGAGAUACUGCCUUUCCCACGUUUGAGAGUCUCCGCAGCACGAAAUACAACUUUUAGUAUGGUAGUUUGUAUAAUGGUAAAUUUACAGUUACAACUUUUAAAAGUUGCUUUUCACGUUGUUUGAAUUGUCUAGAAUCUUUUACGAGGGCAGACAGUACCCCCAAAAUGGCGGAUUUUGGCCUUCGUGAGAAAGGCUAAUUGUGCUUACCAAAUCAUCUAGCAUAUUUCUUGGUAUGAAAUUUAAAAUGUCACUCAAGAAAAUGUAGUUCAUAUAUUGCAUCAUAUUUCUACCAAUAUACAAAAUUAAACCGGUGUUUGGCCCAACCAAAUUACCUCUUUUGAUGUUCCUAUAUAUAGAUAAUGCUUAGGCCAAAAAAAAUAAAUAGUUGGUUUCAGGUUUCACAGCCAUGUUCUAUAUGGGUAGGUAGGUCGGAAAAACAUUUUAUUUUAAAAAAAUAUUUUAUCUCAAGUAUGCAAUAAAUAUAAGUUAAAACGCAUUAUAAACUCUUAGUUUUUAUUGUUUUUACAUCAGGUUUUCACCUGCAUAGAUAUAAAACUUGACAUGCAAGGGAACGAACAACAACUAAAUAUCGUUUAAAUUCCUGACAUCUUCACUACUUCUUGCCAAAUGGUCUAGCAGUUAUGGGCAGAAGCCCAUUUUUUAUGCAACCUGCACACAUAGGGAAAACUGUUUUGAAUUUUUCCUUUAAAGCAUUGUUUUGGGUUGCACCCGUUCUGCCACAAUGGCAACAAAUAUCAGCCCUGGGAAUAUCAGCUUGGAACUGUAGUAUGCCAACUCUACAGGAUCACCGCAAUUUACUGACAGCUUGACAUCCACACUUUUGUGCAGGGGCUUAUCCGGCAGCAGGAUAUGCCCACCGCAUGUAUAUUCUUCCAACCCAGUGAGAAUGGUUAUCUGCUGUCAUUCAGAUCAUCUGUUUUUACUGAAGAUUACUCUUGGUUUCCCACACUCUGCACAAUCAACUGUCAUUCUUGCAUGUUGAGCUGUAAAAUUUGAAGGUUUUUUUCGUUGUUCCUCCUAAUAAAUGGUAAAGUAGAUACAGUACAUCUCAAUUAGCUUUGUAGAUGGUCUGUUCAAGUCUGUGGUGUCCGUGUCAAUCACAGCUUCCAGUGGAAGAUAAUGAUCUCCUUCUUUGUUGAUAACUGGUCCGGCAACCAUCUUAAGUCCUCUGCAAGCUUUGCUGAACAGCAAUUAAUGACAUCACAUUAAUUUAUCAUCACAUUAUUUCAUCUUUGCCAGUUAACUUAGAUGGAUCUUUCAUUCCAGCACUGUAAAAAGCAAAUACAGUUAUAUUGCUCAAAAAUACAAGUGAACCAUGUUCAUGAAUUUUAACUAACGAUAAUAAUUUAGAUUAGCAUGAAUAAUGAAUAUUUAUUAACAGCAUGUCCAUGCAAAUUUUAUAUUCACUCACCUGGCAAAUGUGCGCUUAGGAGGCAGUCUCUUCCUUUACCCCUGCAGAACGUCUCUGUAAUCUCUCAGUGGCUUUUCCCUGUUAUAUUCAAACGUACGUAAACUUUCAAGCGUGAGUUUCACAGCUUUUUCACCCGUAUACGUAAGGGAAUUAAACUGGCUAAAAGUUAACGUGGAGUUGAUAUCUAUAUUCGUCCAAGGACCUUUAUCAAUAUUCAUCGCGUCAUUCGAUGUUGCCGCUGAAAUGGGCACACAGCAACAUACCCUAUCAUUAUAUUCCCACAAUAUGUCCUUUAUUUGUUUCCCGUCGUUCAAGGUUAUAUAUGCUCUGGAUUCAGGCUUAUGGCUACAUUUUGAAAUAACAAAAACAAUCGGCGAUGCCGGACUUUCUCGCGCCGCCAUUGUUUAUGAGUAACUGUCAUGCGUGAUCAAAUGUGCCACACGGGUCACCCGCGAGCUACAUGUGUUUCGCGAGAAACAAACGCAUCAAGGCGUUUUCGUCUUUUUUCUGCCAUGUCAGAAUAAUGUACGUUUUUAAUAUUUUAUUCAACUGUUCUUUGUGUAAAACUAUGAUUAAGAUGACUAGAUAAUGAUUAAAUUAUAAGCAAACAAAAUAAUUUGUAGACAAAUGAGUCUGAUGACUAUUUAUAUAUUCUGCUAUUUACGAAAAGAUGAUCUCUACUGGUAAAUGUCAAUAAAAUGUUUAUGGUCGGUCAUAUUUUUGACAGGUCGGUCGGAAACCUGAAACCAACUAUUAUUUUUAUUUGGCCUUACAUAGUUCCUUUAAUGUUUUAUAUAUGAUUUCUUUGCUUUGCAGAAAUGGAGUUACGACCGAUCACGUAUUGGAUUAUUGCUGAUAUAAGGCAGCCUGAAGGACGGAAGCUCCUUAACGCAGCUUUAGACCAAAUGGUAGGAAUAGUGGGACAUUGGCUUCCAUAAUGAUUUGCAUACUAUCGAACUGCGCAAACGUACGUUCGGUUAUAAUCAUUCAUGUUCCUAUAGACGCUAAAUAUGCAAGUGAAAGAAAAGAAAUAACAUUGACUGAAGCCUGACUCUUGUUGAGAGACGCAAUCACGGUUGUUUUACGUGGUUGUUUUAGGUUUUAGCCAAUGCUAUUAUUUUUCUUUCAUUUGUAUAUAUCAGAUUAAACGCAUUUGAUUGGUUAAUAGUAGCGAUAGUGCAAGUCAAAAUCUGAACCUCCCUUAUUUAUACACACAAUUCUAGAGAUUCUACAGUAUAAUGCAAUACUGCAAUACAAUGUGUUGCAAAUAUUUGCAACUCUACGGUACAUGUAUAUUUCCUGAGUAUCAGGCCCUGUUUCCCUUCCUUAAAUGCGGGUGAAUGGAAAAGAAAAGAGGACCUGACACAAAUCCCUUGUCUGGCCAUCAAAAUCCGGCUUUUCAUCUAAUUGAUCUCUCAGAUAAAAUAUGUUAAGCCUGAUACUCUAUACGGUAUAGUACUUUAGGAUAAGUUACAUAAGCUCACUUUAUAUCUUGUUUCCGCCAAGGUCAAAUCGGAAAGUAACAGAGUUGGUGUCAUACACAACACUGAAGCUGAUGACAAUGCUGGAUAUCCAUUAUCAUUUGUGAUGGAAGCAAUAUUAAAUACAGAUUCAUAUGUCACCCCGGCUAUAGUCAGUGUAGUGAAGUCAUUACUGAAUGAUGUUGAGGAUUACGAGGCAAUUACUACCAAUAUUGACUAUAUCGUCAAGUUAGCGACACCAGUCAAGGUAGGGUGAAUACAGUCGAAGGAUAUUUUGUAGAUGGAGAUUUCCAUUGUAAAUUAUGUAAAUUUUAGGCCUAGGUCCUCUGGCAGGAAUGGAACCUGUGCUUCAACAUUUAGUUCUAUUGAGUGAGAUGCCAAAAUCCUGAUAAUACAGUCGAACCUUUAGUUAACACACCCUGUUGGAAACUUCAUAGGUCACGUGAUAGUGAAACGGUUGUUGUAGUACCGGCAUGUGCUUGGGGAGUUCAUAUUUGGCCAGAAUAAAUCUUGAAAAAUCAGCGAGUUACGAGUUUUUUUAAGGAACGUGUGACCUCGUUAUGCGUUUUCGACAACCCUCUAUCCAACGGACACCUCUAGUUAUCGUCGUCUGGUUAAAUAGGAUAACUUAUGGGAAUUGAAACAAACUUAACGAGUUUUUAUGUCACAUAUGCACAUUUGUAAAUGUAAUUUCAACACUAAUAGGUAGAUGUUGUCCAUUAGAACUAAACCCUCUUUUCUAAGUUAGUGAAGUGAAACAUAUAACGAAAGCAGGUACCCAAUCUUAUAUUUCUUUGCGAUGUUUUCAUAGUAACAUUCAUCCAAUUUUCAUUAUGUUUUCAGGGUUUCAAAAUAUCCAAACUAAGAGAAAACUUAGAGAAAAAUGUUGCCCAAUACAGGAUUAAGACAACCGUUCAUCAGUUGUUCUGUGAUAAAGUUUUGAACUUAAAGAAAGGGGAUAUUGGUGUGAUUGUUAAUGGCAGGGUAGGUAUCCAGCUUGUUGUAGAUAUGUCAUUGUGUACUGUGUAGUGGCAGAUGUAUCAUGUAGUUAGCACGCUGCCCACUAUUGCCGAGUUAAGCCUGCUAGGUGGCGACUAGUGUACUGUUAUUGAUGGGUGACUACUCUGGUCACAGUUGUUGUAUGUGCUUUUGUCCUGUACUUCGAAAAUUUUUCUCCAUCCGCAAAAACUAACCCUCAACUGUUGAACCGGGCAACCAGGCCCAGUAUAAACGACACUAAUUAUAAGUACUAUCAUUAUAUUUUGUCUUAUUACUAUGACCUGUUUAUUGUUCAUUUAUUUUGCCUUGUGUACGUGUGUAAUUUAACAUCCAUUACUGGAACUGCCUGCUUAUUCACAGCGUAUUUUGUAUGUUACUUCCUGUUAACGUUUUGAAUAAAGACCUGUACUUUACACGUCUUGUACACAAAUUUUAUUCUGGCUUGCAACAAUUAACAUUUAAUAUCAUUUCACAAAAAAAAACGAUCCAGCAUUAUGUACGGAGUUCAUACAAUACAAUACAAUACAAUACAUAAAUAUAAACAUGUGUUCUUUUAUAUAUUUAGGUGUUAGCUCCAUUAGGGACAAAAGACAUUUUCAUUGCUGAUGAUUUUGAACUUCUGGAGACACUUGAUAUGGACACAUAUGCCAGAAAGAUUCGUAAUAAGGUAAGUUUCUUAUAUCUAUCAUUAUCCACCGACUUAGGUUUCUAAGUUGCUUGAGUACUUGCAUGUACAAUGAUGGAUAUAAUCUCUAUUCAUUGAUUUUCUUAAGAGUAAUAUUUAAUAGACCAAAUUUGGCUAAUGUUGGUUAUAUGGUUGCAUCGUUGUUCACAACUUUAGAUAUACAGAAGCAUAUAAUAGAACAAAGGUAAUAAGUUCUUUGUAUGUUUGCAUGGUGAUAAAAUAUAAUAGGUUUUGUUUGUGGAAACACCACGUAAAUUUAUUACUGCAAAGCUUUCGAUCCGUAAGCCCGGAUCUUCAUCAGUGCUAAUAAUAUGUGCAUAUUAUUAGCACUGAUGAAGAUCCGGGCUUACGGAUCGAAAGCUUUGCAGUAAUAAAUUUACGUGGUGUUUCCACAAACAAAACCUAUUAGAACAAAGGUAAGUAUUAGAAUUGUAUAAGAGUUAUUCACUUAUAUAGUUUAUUCUAAAGCUUAGUUACCUUUGUUCUGCUCCAUGUUUUUGUACACUGGAAGAAUAGUAACUAGGUAUGUGAGUUAUCUAAAAUUGCGAAUUGGGUAUAGACAAACGUUAGCCAAAUUUUUCUAUUGCUUUGUUUUUGUAGAAGAAAAAACACAGUUAG
Molecule: messenger RNA, 31950 nt
Organism: Paramuricea clavata
Lineage: Eukaryota; Metazoa; Cnidaria; Anthozoa; Malacalcyonacea; Plexauridae
Source: the annotation of a GenBank genome assembly